AUGGACAACAACGUCAUCGAAGUAACAUUUUUCCUGGUCGAAGCAGCAUUAAUUUGGCUUGUAAUAAUCGGUAAUGGCACAACUAUUAUUGUCCAGAGUCUAAACCGUAGUCUAUUUGACGAAGUUUCGAGUCACUUGAUAGUCAACCUCACCAUUGCGGACCUGUUCAUUGGUUUAGCAUACCUCCACAUGGUUGUCAUUUUUCUGACGAAUCCUGCAAACAAAUAUGCAUGCUUAGUAUGCGUUUCCUGUAUGCAUUUCGCCAUAACUGCAAGUUUUUACGCCACAUUAGCGAUAGCAAUCAAUCGUUACGUAGCCAUCGUUUAUCCACUCAAGUAUACUAAAUACGUGGCCAGGCGGAUGGUUAACGCAAUGAUAGUAGCCAGUUGGUGUGCAGCUGUGCUCAUAUCCUCGGUACUUUUGUACUGGAACAAUUACGACCCCGAAAAGGGCAAUUGCAAAGAUGCGGUACCCAAACUCUACUAUGAAGUGAUUUGGACACCGAAUUUCAUGGUCACGUGGUUCAGCAUUUUUGUACUUUACUUGGAAAUUGCGAAAGCGACGAGGGCACACAUGGAAAGGUCGAAGGCGAGGUCGAGAGGAACGACGGAGGGUAACAAUACGAGCGACAAAAGCAGCAAUUUAGUAUUCCUGUUCCUGGGCUGUUUCACGAUUUGCUGGUUACCACACGUGGUCACGAGGCUAUUGAAAUUAUCGUUACACCUUGACGAUCGGUCCACCACCAUGAUCAUCGUCAAUCAAACAUCGGUACUAAUGGCCAUGUCCAACGGCGUUAUCAACCCGCUUAUCUAUGCUUGGAAGACCCCAGCUUAUCGCGAAGCCUAUCAGCGCGUAUUCAAACCCAAAGCACUGAAUGAUAACAAUCACAAUAAUAAUUUGGAAGUGCGUACAAAUCCAGACGUCAGUACGACGAGGAUUAGUAGAAUGUGGCUACGUUUUUCCACCGACGAUAUCAACGUUUAG
Molecule: messenger RNA, 984 nt
Organism: Copidosoma floridanum
Lineage: Eukaryota; Metazoa; Arthropoda; Insecta; Hymenoptera; Encyrtidae
Product: adenosine receptor A3-like
Biological process (GO): G protein-coupled receptor signaling pathway, coupled to cyclic nucleotide second messenger; chemical synaptic transmission
Cellular component (GO): plasma membrane; dendrite
Molecular function (GO): neurotransmitter receptor activity; G protein-coupled serotonin receptor activity
Source: RefSeq, a predicted model, not a curated record